CGCAAAACUGUUAAAUUACACAGUUUUCGUUGCAUUAAUAUGUCUGUGUUAUUUGUGUACGUUAAACCUGGUUUACGCGAUCAAGAUGUCGGAAGAAAUUAAUUUGGAAGCAAGCAGCAACCUCUGUACGACAGAAGACGCAUUCGAACAAUUUCAAGCCGCUUCUAUUUACGAAGAAGAAGAAGAAUUUAUCACACUCUCCGAUAUAGUGCCGCCUACGCCAGCGGUUCCCGAUUUGCAUGCUGACUUAGGUGAGAUUCCUUUCGCCGAUGAAAUUGAGUUAACGCCGUGUUCGGACAGUCAACUUAGCCAAAUAAACAGUAAAUCGGUACCGGAUACUGAACAAAUUACGUGCCCAGAAAAUGCCGUGGACGUAGAACCAAAAGUGAAUGAAGAAAUUCUCACGCAAUCGUCUAGGCCAAAAAGGGAUCGAAAACAGAAAUUACCUUACCCAGACGAAGAUGUCUCAUUAUCUUUGGACGACGACAGUGCCCAAGGUUAUCGCAAAUUGCUUGCUCCAGUUCGUGGUCGAAGAGGUAGAAAACCUAAAAUUGCCAAAACUAACCAAGACCAAAAUGACAUAAAUCUGCCAGUGGUACUCGAGACUGACACCUCUUUGUCAAAAACACCAAAAUUAACAAAAAGAGGCAGGAAAAAGAAAACUGUGAAUAUAUCAUCUGACUUAAAAUUAGAAGAACCGGUAAAGAAACCAUUAAAACAAUAUACACCUAAGAAAAUGACACCUGAAGAAGAAACAUCGGCAUUGUUACAAACACUCAAUGGACAAGAGAACAUAUCGGCCGAGUUAAGUCAUGCUGAUGACAUACCAGCAGAGAAGAGUAAGGCAAAAAGAAAAAAAGUAUCAACUCUAACUGAUCAACAAAAACAAUUGCCCCCUGUUGAUUCUACAGCCACUGAUCCAAAAGGGGAUACUGUUGAAAGUGCUUUAAGUGAACUAUUUGGCAUUAAUAAUAAUGAUGCAACUGAUGCCAAAACAUCUGAGGCUCUUCCCAAGAAAGGGCGCACUAAAAGACAAUCUUCGACAAGUACAUCAGAACAACUGCUGGAAAAUAAAAACAACACUUCUGACAUUGGUGUAACUUUCACUGUUCCUAAAAAGCGUGGCCGCCCAAGAAAGAAUGUUGAAAAAAAGGAGCCAGCUGAUACUGACAAAGAGACUAAUAAAGUCAAUGCUUCUGAUGAUGAUUUAGAGGAUGACAUGAGUUUAAGUACUUUAAGCCAAAAAAAUUUUACUGCAAAUCUACAGAAAGAAGUUGGAGAAAUAUCUGAAAAUGUAAAAGUAGAUGACUCUCAGGAUAAUGCAGAUAUUAAGACAAAUGAUUUAGCUUUAAAUAAAAUUGAGACAACACGCGAAGAUGAUUCUGAAGAUAUAGUAGUUGACGAUAGUGACCCUCUGGAAAAACCUCCUUGUAGUGAGGAUGACAAUGAAACAAAGACAGUAGAUACACUUGCUAAAAGGAGUUCCAAAGUUCCAUUAAAGUCUGAUUUCGAAUAUAAUAUUGACAACAUUGUUAAAGAAAAUAUUAACGAAAAUCAACAACAGGAGGAAGGAGAAGAGGCAGACAACUCCCUGCUAAUUGAAGAUAGUUCAAAAAGACCUGUGCGAAGGAAAGUGAAACAAAAUACACAUUAUGAAGAAGAAUCUGAUGAAGAUCCUUUUGCUAACAUCGAAUUAUCUGAUGACGAUGAACCUAGAGGACGACGGAAACGAUAUUGUUCUGAUGAUGAAUAUGUACCAGAAUUUAAUGAAAGUAAAAAGAAACGAGGCAGAAAACGAAAGUCAUAUAUCGACACUGACAGUGAUUCGGAAGAUUUGGAUGCUGAAGAUCUUGAACUUCCUGAAAGAAAUAGUCGAAAAAGAAAAACAUGUAAGAAACUAAAACAGGACAUAUUUCCCGAUAUAAAUGUUACCACUAUUUCUCCACAAAUUAAUUUACUUCAAGAUGAAGACGAUAUUGAAGUUUGUUUACAAUCUUCAAUAAUAAAAACAAAUGAGGAUACAAGUGAAAAAUUGGGUUGGAGCUCCUCUGGCUCGCAUGCAUUCGAAAACUUUAUUGCGAAGAAAAUACAGGGAACUAAUUUGCAAAUAAAGAAGGUUUCUUCUAAUGAGCCUUUACAUAACACUCCUUUAGAAAUUCCAGUAAUUGACCCAGAUGCAAAGAAAUCUGUAGAAAUUUGUACACAAACUAAUAUAAUUGAAACCACAAACACUGAAGCGCAAACAAAUACACCAUAUGAAGUUCCUAUGACAAAAAAUGUUGCUUUGACAACAAUGCAAUCUGAGAAAGCCUGUGAAUUUCUACAAAAUAUCAUUAAAACUACGUCUGAACUUGGUCAGUUAAUGACUCAAAAAUCUGAAGAUUUCAUCGCUAAGAAAAUUAAUACAAAAAACGUUACAGACACGUUUAAGAUGGAUUAUUGCGUGCAGAAAUCAUUUUUAUUGUUUAAACUGGCAAAAAGUAAUUUGAUCCAAAUGGAGGAAGAUUUAGCGAAACAAUAUGAAGAAUUUUUGAAGGUUAACAAUCUAUCGGAAUGUAGAGAGGAACUAAAAAAGGUUAUUCCAUCAGAUAAAGUGACAGACAAUGAUAGUGAUUGCGAAAUUGUUGAAGAAACGCCAUCGCCACUUCAAAAGAAAACUUUUCCGCCUAAGUUUAAUCCCAAGACUGUGUUUCUCAAUAAAGAGUUGUCAAUCAAGAUCGCAAAAAAACCGUCUGCAGCGACAAAUAAAGCUAAAGCAUGUAAAGAUAAGCUUAAUCUACAGGGUAAAAAAUCUGUAUGGCUUAGUAACUCUGUGAUGGUGAAGAAAGUCAAUCCUACGCAGUCUUUUUUAGCCCAGGACGGCCGAAAUAAAAAACCUCCUGAUUGUUAUGUGACUAAUAAAAUGGUUCAUGAUUUUUUUGAAGAUUAUUAUCGUCAGCAAGCUAUAAAAGCUUGUGCUCCUUUUACAUCAAAAGAGUGGCUUACUAUUGAUCAGAACUAUAUUUGUGCCUAUUUCUUUGUAAAAUCUGAUAAGUUCAAAGAAAAUACAUCCAAUUUCGACAAUUUUAAUGACAAUUUCAAUCACGAAUCUGGUGAAGACAGUGAUUCUGCAGAAGGUGGUAUAAGUGAAGUUGCGAAAAUUACAGUCACAAGAGAAAUUUCAAGUCCUGCAAGUCUCUUAUCAAUAUGCAUGAAAACUCUCCAGAAACGUUUGACCAUUUUGAAUCACAGCAGAGUAGAUAGUCAUAGUCAAGAAGUAAGUAAUCCUUUUGCUGACGUCACAAUCCCCGAAAGUUUACUUCGGCUUUGUUUAAAAAGUAUAUCUGAUUAUUCUUGCAACACGUUAGAAUGUUGUUCGUCCAUAAUGAAUGUUAACAUUGAAGAUACAUUUUUAACUGAAGAAAAUUUAAAUGAAGCCCAUUUUUCAAUAAGCAGUGGCAGCAUACACGAAAAUGAAUACAUCCCUGAAAGUUUAUUUCGUCUCUGCUUAAAUGUAGUAACAAAAAACUUUCAUGAUAUUAAAAAUGAUCCUUUAUCGUCCCUUCAAACUAAGUGUCAUGAGCCUUUGGAAGACUUCGACGAAGAUGUAAUGUCACCUUUCUCAGAAAAUAGUGUCGAUUCGGGAAAAAUUAUGGACUAUCGUGAUUUGUUUCCUGGGCAGUUGAAUCCGCGUGUUAAUUAUACAACAACACAUAGCCCUCAACCCUUAAAAACAUUGUGCUACAAGACACUCACUGAUUUACUAUUUGUCGCUACAGAAGUAGCAAAUAAUGAAGACGUUAUGUUAUUUUACUCCGACUCAAAAGAACAGUCUAACCAAAGACAUUUCACAGAAACUAAUAUUGAACAAAAUUAUUGUAACAAAUCAGUGCACUACAACUUUGACAAUAUUAAAAUAAUACCAAUGCGUCUUUCUUCAGUUGCCAAAAACGGGAUUAAAUCGUUGUUCCAUUUAUGUGUCAAAAAAAUGCAAGAAUUUCUAUCAUCAUCUUAUUCUAAAAUCUAUGUUGAUGAUGAUACAGAACUUAAGAAAACUAUGCCUUAUUAUACUCCAAAAUCAUUAAAAAUCAUUACCCUGGAGUUCAUUUGCGAUAUUCUUUGCAACAACGCAGAUGAUAAGCUAAAAGAAUGUCAUAUUUCUUAUAAGGAAACACCCGAAUUGACGCCGGUAGUUGUAUAUGAUGUGAAAAAAUUAGCCACCAUUUGCUUGGAAACUAUAUUAUUACUCACCCAUUAUAGUAUUAACAAGAACUGUGUCCAAAAAACUUCAGAGUUGACAAUAAAUUCCGUAAACACCUUGACAGAAGAAGCAUUUCACAACAUUGAAAACGUUUAUGAUCGAGGUUGUGAAGAAAAUUCUCCGUUUGCUGAAGAUGGAGAAGCAAAUUUUUACGACGAAGAUGGAUUUGAUCCUAUAUUCGAUGAAGAACUCAAUGCAGGAGACAUACAUUCUGAAACAAAUGAAAAUAACAGUUGGGCAACCCAGGUGCAAAUGAAGGAAUUAAAAUCCUGUAUUCUUAAAGUCAAUAGUCAGAAGCAAACAAAAGAUGACGAGAGCUGUGGUGAAGAAGAACAACCAAUUAUUAUGCAAGUUAAGCUUGAACCUUUAGAAUCGAUGGAAGAGCAAAAUGAGUGUGAAAAUCCAAUACAUCCUGUUAUUGUUAAGACAGAACCUGCCCUACCCCCUGAUGAAAUGAUUUCUAUUCCUGAAAAUAUAGUUACUAAGCAGGAAUUUCAAGACGAUACCCAUGCAAGAGAUGUUUUACAGCGCUAUGAUAGUUCGUGUUUUGACGUGGUUGCUUUUGAAAGGUUCGUUAGCACGAACAAAUUAAUGCACCCUUUAAACGAACCAAAUGACGAAAUUUUUAGUCAAAGUGCUUUAAGGAUUCGAAGACAACACGAUCCGGAUUAUAUCAAUGAGUAUGAUCCCAGCAUGAGCUUACUAAUACCGCAGACUUUUGAGCCUUUGAAUAUAGAAACCGCUAAGGACAAGCUUAUGGAAAGUAGCACGGAUGAUGAAGCACGCAAUGCUAAUAAAAUUGCAACAAAGAAAAAACAUGAAAAAAGAGGCAGACCUAGGAAAAAGACUGUUGAAAAACAGUCAAAAACACACAUAGCUGAAAAACAAUCAAAAACACAGGCAGCUGAAAAACAAUCAAAAACACAGGCAGCUGAAAAAAGUAAAGAAAAACCUGCACCGCUUCCACCACUCCCUCCUCUUAAUGAACUGGCAGUGUUGACCAGAAGGAUGCGAGAAAAAAUAAGACAAGAAGAAAAGAAAAUUGAAUCUUCUGAUUCUGAGAAUGAAAAUGUUCCACUAAGUGUUAAGAAAAGUAAAGAUAAAAAAGCAGGCAAUGAAAGUGUAAAUACUCCCAACAAUAAAAAAAUCACAGAUGAAGAUAUUCAAUGCAAUGAUAUUGACUCAACUGAACAAAUUGAAACGCCAAGUGAUGAAGUUAUAGCAGACACCGACAGUCUAAAAAGCUUUACGGGAUUCUCUGCUGUAGACCAAAACGCAGUUGCAAGUUAUCAAAAAUAUAUGAAGUUUGUAUACGAUAAAAUUAUGCCAAAGGAUGCUGAGGUAAGUGAAAACAAAACUACCUCAGCAAAUGUAUCGACCGCCAACGAAUGUGGUAGUGAUAGAGCUGAAUCUCCUCUAAUCAAUUUUGAAGACCCUGUGGAAAUGGUAGAGUGUGAGCCUACCAUGCCAAUUUUCGAUGAAAAUGAAAUGAGAGUAAAAGUACAUAAAAAAACUAAGGCCAAAGCUGUGCCGGAGGCUGAACAGAGCACAAGCAACGUAGAUGUACAUAAAAACAAAGAAUUUCAAAAAAAGGGACAAAUAAAUGAAGUUCCUGAUUCAGAAUAUAUAGAACGCGAUGGUUGGAAUUGUUAUCCAAUCGCUAAAAACGAAACAAAGCUUUACCAGACCCCUAUGUUAAUCUUGGAAAAAUUGCCAGAAAGUUUUGUAGAAACAUAUUUCCAAUACCAAAACAUCUCGAGUUUUCAUAAGGAGGACGAAGAAGUGGAUCGGCUCAUAAAUUUGAAUACGUUAGGUAGAUCAACCAAUCUUAAAGAAGCCAAAGGUAAACCGAGAAGUAAAGCUAAAAAUACGAUAGAAUCUGAGAAGAAUUGUGACACCGCCAAAGCUGUAAGCCCAACUUUUUCUGAACCCUUAAAUGAAUUCUCACCAUCCGAAGAUGAGGGAGUGAAUGUUGAUGACGACAUUUCAAUGAUGGUUACAACUAACCAAGCAGCAUCGGAGAACAAUUUUGCCAAAAAUUCUCUUAUGAACGACAGUGAUUCUGACAAUCCAAUAUCAAAAAUUAAAGAUGAAGUUAUUGACGAAGAUAAACCAAUUAAGAAAAAGAAACACAAAAAUAAAACUCCGGAAAAGAAAGUUGAGGAUCCUGAGAACUUGACAUUGACUGCAGACAAGAUGAUGAAAAAAGAACUUCAUUUAUUGCACGCACCGGUAAACAUGAAUGUUGAAGUACCGGAAACCAGUGGAAAGGGACAGAUUUCUCAUAAGAGUAAGAAGAAAAGCGGGUCAAAAAGCUGCUCCACUCGAGAUCGCAUCAAAGGCGACGAUGAUUUGUCGGAUGAAGAGAAGCAGUGGGUCUAUACAAAAGAGAAACUAUUAAAAAGAAUGGAAAAGAAACAGGAAACCGCCAUAAUGGACGACGCUAAGCGCACGAAGCUAGUCAAUGAAUUUAUCGUGAGGCGCGAGGAAGGCAAAGGACGAAGGAACCAGCGAUUGCUUGGCCGCGUUAAAGGAAGGAACUCUAGACAGAGAUUAGAGAGGGAGAAACAGUUAAGAGUAUUAUCACAUGAGCUGUAUGGCGAACCGUCCCAUUCAACGAAAAGACAAGGACAAAGUUUGUUUACAGGUCGUCGUAAUAUUAGAAAGGUUAUAGAUAAAAAAUCAUUAGCCAGGAGCACAGUGAUCGCAAAUAUGGAAGAAUUCGAAAGAAAACGCAGAUUAAAUCAAAGGCAAACAAAAUUGAGAGAAUUACUCGGAGUAGAGGAAGGUGUAAACGUAUUGGUGAUCAAUGAUGAAGUAUGCCUCGAGUAUGACUUGGAAAUGCAGCAGCCCGUCGUCACUGUUCAUUCCUUUUUCACUAAAGUCAUGAAGGCGCAUCAGUACGAGGGGGUGAAGUUCAUGUGGGACGCUUGCUUCGAGUCCCUGGCGAGCGUGGAGGCCGGCCAUCCAGGCGGCGGAUGUAUUCUCGCGCACUGCAUGGGGCUCGGCAAGACGCUGCAGGUGCUGGCACUGUUGCAUACGGUGCUAACACAUCCUCGGGCCGGUAUGCGCAGAGUGCUCGUGUGCUGCCCUCUGUCGACCGUGCUCAACUGGGUCGACGAGAUCCACAAGUGGAUUACGCCAGUCACUAACGAAAUUAAGGUCUUCGAGCUAUCCAAAUUAAAGAAGACCUACGAAAGAGCGUUCCAACUCGAAGAUUGGUACACCAGAGGAGGGAUAUUCAUAAUUGGUUACGAGCUCUUCCGAAGUUUGAGCACAUUGGACCCGGAGUUGGACGAUGUUCGGCCAACGAUUAUAAACAAAAUCCGCACGGCCUUGUUGGAUCCCGGGCCGGAUAUAAUUGUUUGUGAUGAAGGACAUCUCCUAAAGAACGACUGUUCAGUGCUUGCUGUGGCCAUGAGCCGCGUGGCGACCAAACGCCGCAUCGUACUUACCGGUACACCGAUGCAGAACAAUCUGCGAGAGUACUAUUGCAUGGUCAACUUCAUUAAGCCGAACCUGCUUGGUACUUAUUCUGAGUAUUCUAAUAGAUUCGAAAAUCCAAUAAUGAACGGCCAACACCGCGACUCUAUAGAAGCCGAUAUAAAACUAAUGAAAGAGAGAACGCAUAUUCUACACAAAGUCCUAGAAGGCUGUCUUCAGCGACAAGAAGCAUCAGUCCUUUACCCGUAUCUACCAUCGAAACAUGAAUACACGUUAUUCAUAUCAUUAACUCCCGUGCAAUGGGACUUGUACAAAUACUACGUACAGAACUAUGCAAAUCAGAACAAACAGUGUGUGCUAAAAGACUUUCAUGUGCUGCAAAAGAUCUGGUCUCACCCUCAAGUGCUGCAUAACUUCCAGAUGAAAGCAAGAAAUCAGAUUGUUAACAAACUUGCCACAAUGAAACCGGAAAAGUUAGAAGACGAUCUCGCCCAAGCGGACCUUGCGGCCUCGGAAGACAUAAAACCCGAAGAUGUGAAACCAGGAGACAUGGACAGGUGGUGGCUGGAGUACCUCGACGGAGGCAAUAUGCUCGACUCGUUAGACAGCUCCAAUAAGUUCGUUGUCGUUUUUCGCAUUCUGGAAGAAUGUAUAUCGCUUGGUGAUAAAGUACUUAUAUUCUCAACAUCUCUUUUCACCAUGGACUCUUUAGAGUACUUUUUGAAAAAGAUAAACAAGUGGAGCUUAGGCCAAGAAUACUACCGGCUAGACGGAAGCGUGCCCGCCGAGGUGCGGCAAAAGUGGUGCCGUGAGUUUAACGCUGAGAACAAUCAUAAGACCAAAUUAUUCCUUAUCUCAACCCGUGCGGGUUCACUGGGUUUGAACAUGGUGGCGGCCAACCGCGUCAUAAUCCUCGACACGUCAUGGAACCCAGCCCAUGAUAUACAGAGUAUAUUCCGAGUUUAUCGCUUUGGACAGAAGAAGGAUUGUCACAUCUAUCGACUGGUUGCUAUGGGCACAAUGGAACAGAAGAUCUAUGAGCGAUCUGUGUCGAAACAGGCGGUGGCGUGCCGCGUAGUCGAUGAACAACAAAUCGAGCGGCACUACAACAUGGCUGAGCUUACAGAACUCUAUCGAUAUGACGAGAGUGGCUUAGGCGUAGCUGGUGGCGUAGCAGCGGGCGUGCGCGAUGUAGCACUGCUACGCGUAGCUCGCUUGUCAGCGCUACACGCAGUCCACGAGCACGACUCGCUACUACGCGGGUCCGCCGAGCCUUCGCUGCCGGAGGACGAACGCGCAGCUGCCUGGAUGCAGUUUCAAGAGGAACACGCUCACAAACAGCGGCAAAAUCAGCUAACAUCAGGCCAUCUCAAACGCAACAAACCAGUAAAAACAGUAAAUGACCACGAUUACCAGCUGCCGCUACCCGAAAUACCCGAAUCAUCUCAUUUACUCCAAUACCCGCAACUUUCUAAUUUAACCGAAAUCAAAACAGACACUUCAACCGCAGUGCCAGAACCUAAACAUAAAAAACGCAAGAAACCAAUCAAACUUAAAAUAUCUUUACCGCCUGCCCCACAAGUACUUGAACAAAACAAAGAAGCUAAGUCCAUACAAGAUGGAAUGGUAAAGAAAAUUAUGGACAUUCUCGUUAGUCGCAACCAAACUCAAAAUGCACAGGAAAUAACCAAACUAGUCGCUAAAGUACGAAAAAUAGUUGCUUUCGGACAAAUUGAUCAGGAAAGUUUCGAAGAUGAAGUGACACAAACUGUAGCAAAUGUUUUACUUGGUAAGGAGCCUAUGCCUCCGACAACUGUUGCAAUGCCACAAGAGACCGCUCCUAAGCCACCCGUGAGCGACGUUAAAACUGUAAAGGACGUUAAACAAAAGAGAGGAAGAGGUAGGCCGAGAAAACCUGUACAUAAAACACUGGAAGAAACUUCAGCUGAAAUUAGACAUGAAAAAUCUGUGAAGAUAUGUGAAAAAAAACCUGAUGCACAUGAGGAAGAAAAAAUAGAAGACGGCAAAAAUCGCAGAAAAGCCGCAAUUGUAGCCAAGAAACAAAUAAAUUCAAUUGACGACGAAAUAGUUGACUUGGAUGCGGACGACGACUGGCCAGGCGCUAGCGACAACGAUUAUACUCCUGAACAAAUUACACCUAAACAAAAAACUGAAAAACCAAAACCAAAAUCGAAGAAAGAACAACAUAGAACUGUGGAACCUGAAAAAGAACAGGACAUUGUGAAAAAAGAAUUAAACACUGAAAUAAAUAGUAUACUAUUGAGUGACGAUGAUGAUGCUCCGGUUCAAAAAUCGACAAGUAAAAGUGAAAAAUUAAAAGCUACUGUGGAUGCGCCAAUUCCAUUACAUCCUUCACUAUUAAGUAAUAAGAAUUUCAUAAAGAUUAUAGCGCAUACGUAUCUCGAGGGUAAUUCUAGUUUGGAUGAAGAUGCGGCUACUUUAGCAGCUCAGUACAGUGCUUUGAAGGCUCAGAAGGAGGUUGAAACAACUGGAAAACCGAUUGACAGCGGACCUAUUUACGACAUCGCCUUUAAGGUACUUGGUCCAGAUAUUAUAGCGAAACUCUACAAAACGAAUUCUAAAACAGUGACAAAGUGUGAGCCGUCCAUAUCAAGAAUCAGGAAUGAUUCACAAGAUAAGCCAAUAGCUAAAUUAAAAGCCAAAACUAUUGCGGAGUUGACUGGUAAAACCAAACCACCAACUCCACAAAAAGAUAUAAUACCUGAGUCUCCUCAAAUAAAGGCGCAAGUACCGCAAGCGAAAGUGAAGAAAUCCAAAACAAAUCCUGGGUUCGCGAAAAUAAUGGCGACGGGAGUUGCUAUGUCUGCCGCUGGAUCUUCUGAGACUACUGCUUCGCCUACUGUCGUGCCUAUUGGAAUGUUUGCAAGAGCACACAGCAUAGCAGAGACAACUCAAAUAUCCACACAACCGAAAGAAGAAAGCAUAUUACCUGACGACGACGUCAUCAUCAGUGACAAUCUUACACCCACUAUAUCGGAUAAUCUAGCUCCGAAGAAUAAGCAUCUCCUUCCAGUCAAUAAAGUGACAUCACAAGGACCUCCAAUACCGAAAAUAAAAAUCUCAAAAGGCAAAAUAGUGCUAUCCCCUUCUUUAGUUAUACCACCAGCAAAUACCACUGUACAGAAACCCAGUGUUGUUUCUGAUACUGCAAGUGAUACGAUCUGCUUAGAUAGUGACGAAGAAGAAACUAUCACCCCUACUGUGCAACCAACUUCAAACGCUCGUAAAUUAGUAGCGGUGAAAUCUACUGCUAAGCAACAGCAACCUGUGCCUGUACAAUUGACAGCGGCGAACCCGAUCAAUCCUGGACAACCCCAGAUUAUUCCUGAAUCAAUACCAACUUUACAAACUGGAGUCAUUAAUCUUGGAAAAUCCCAAAAUGCGAAUUUCGUUGUAAUCCCAGCAUCGCAUGCCAGUAAACUUACCAAACUACCUCAGGGCUCCAUACCACCCAAUGUGAACAUUUCAAGACUCUUUGUUGGCUCGCAAAACACCGCAGUCCCAAUGCAGAUACCAAAUAACGUUAAUUUGCUAAAUCCUCAUUUAGACGGCUUACUAAGCUCAAAAAGUGUGAUAAUGAAUCAAAUGCCCCAAAACCUCAACUUUGUCAACCAAAUACCUCAAAAUCUGAACAUGUUGAAUCAAAAUUUGAAUGUUGGACCUCAAGCAUCGUCCUUCACCUUACAACCUCAAAAUAUUAACAUAGUUGGUACUAUCCCGACAAAAGUAAUUACAGCCCCACAGAUAAUUAGCUCGCCGAUAGGGACUAUAAACCUUGGAUCAAUAUCAACCACGGGUACUUCCACUCAAAAUGUAAGCAGUUCAGAAUCAAUACUCCCAACUCUUCCGUCUAAGACCUUGUCAAAACCAGGACCUGCGUCUAGCAAAGCUAGAAACAAAACCCUAUGCAAACCGGGUGAUAUACUGCGUAUCACAAAAACUGGUCAAGUGGAAAUUCUCAAUAGGGAUGAUAAUGAUGCUGCAGUGGGCCAGCUUAAAGCAACUACAUCAAAGAAACAAACAAAUGACCCUCAAACCUCAGUCUCACUGUCGGACGACGAGGAACCUGAACGAGUUUCUUCAAAAUUUAGCAAGGUCGAAAGCAAAACGAAAAAAACAAAAAGAUCUCGUAAAAUAUCUUCAUCGAGCAGUAGCAGUGACAACAGUUCAAGACCAUCUAGUCCAAAUGAUCCUUUAUCUAUAUUGAAAGACGUUGUGCACAUUCAAGCAUCAGAAGAUCCUUUCCCCGUCGAAAAUACGCCGACAAAAUCAAAUUUACGACCGGAAAAGGUUGUCGGAAGCACUUCAACAAAGAAGUCGGCAUCUUCAACACCUUCUAAAGCUACUAGAAGUCAAAAUGAUCCUAUGCCUAAAGUGUCACAAGCUAAAAAAGAUAAAAUUUUAGAUCAAAUCAAUAAAACUAAUACAGUGUUAAUGAAAUUGAACGAUGUAUUUGGGCCGGCGACUGAGGGAAAAGGAAAGAAUCAGAAUAUAGGAAAAAUUGAUUCAGUAGAUCUGACUGACGCAACUCCUUCCACGAGCUCUGUCCUAGACAAACUGAGUAGGGAUAUAAAGAUUGGUAAAGCGUCAAACAAUACUCCUACUAAGAUAGUCGGCACCUCGAAGAAUAUCAUUCUAACAGGCAGUGGAAAAGCUACGGUGGCAUCUGUAGAGAACCAGGCAAAGAAGUCGAUUCGCGUGACUAACGUUGAAAUCAUGCCGGCGACACCCGCCUUCAAAUCUUGGACGGUUGCGAAGAAACGCUCCUCGACUGCCUCAACUAGUGCCGCUAAAAAGAAAAAGACAGGCUCGGCUCUAGAUGACCUGCGGUUCUUCAACUGCGACGAUGAAAAUGAUAAUUCUAACAUUGACAUGAAUAUUGACAUCAUUGAAUUGGAGUAAUAUCACACAACCCGUUUAUACGGUGUGGUUUUUAGAGAUAAAAGAGAUGUAGAACACCUAGUUAUUAACUGGACCAUCUUUAGUCAAGUAAUGGAGUCUUCAAACAAUAUCUUGUUUACUUACUGCAACUAAAAUGACUAAUAACCAAUGUUAGGCCAAGCCCGAGUCUGGUAUUAAUAGUAUAUCGGAUGAGAUGU
Messenger RNA from Hyposmocoma kahamanoa, 12825 nucleotides. RefSeq lists its product as uncharacterized. The transcript is spliced from 23 exons. Gene Ontology annotation, molecular function: ATP hydrolysis activity; ATP binding; DNA binding. The coding region runs from base 86 to 12628 and encodes 4180 amino acids. Lineage: Eukaryota; Metazoa; Arthropoda; Insecta; Lepidoptera; Cosmopterigidae. The record is from RefSeq and is a predicted model, not a curated record. Gene Ontology annotation, cellular component: nucleus.